GUAAAAUCGCAAACAGCAACAAUGAAGCUUUAUGUCCUCUGCUUUCUCCUGUUUCUGACAUGCAUGUACCCAAGUUUGGCACAAGGUUCUUAUGAAAAUUGUUGCCUGAAGUAUAAUAAAGAGCCUCACAGAUACAUCAAAAGCAGGGUUGUCAGCUUCAGGAUUCAGGAGACUGAUGGAGGAUGCAACCUGCCCGCUGUUAUAUUCACUGCUUCACUGAAAAAAUCACUUCAAACAUUCUGCGCUGACCCCCAAAUGCCAUGGGUGAUAAAACUGCUGACCAGAGGAAAUCGUAAAUCGAAUAAACUCUGAAUCUGCUUCCGAAACCAAAGAGGAAAACAACCGAUUGAAACCAUUUCUAUUGUUUUUUAUCUGUGUGGUUAUUAUGAUUAAAAAAAAAACCAAAACAGUAAAAAUAGCUUGAGCUGAGUGUUAACAGCUGAUAACCGUACUUACCUAAAUGUAUUAACCUUUAUAACUACAUUGAUGUUUUUUGUUGUUUUUUUUUUGGUUAUAAAAACCAAACCACAUAUGGUUUAAGUGUACACCACAUGUACUUUACGCUUCAGACCGAAUAUUUCAUAUGUUUGACUGGAUUCUUCUACAGUUUGGUGUUUGCAAAUGCAUUGUAAAUGUUAGACCUGAAUGUGCUCUAUUCUGUGUUUCUGUAGUGCUGAGUCCUUGUGGUUUCAAGACUUAGGCUUUGUUUGUUUUCAUUUGUUUUGUUUUGUUUCAUUUUUUUAUAUUUGAUAUCAAUGUAUUUUUAUACACAUUUCAUCAUGUUACAUUAGUGUGUGUGUGUGUGUGUGUGUGUGUGUGUGUGAGACGGAGAAAGAGAUUUCAGUACACAUUGUUCUUCAUAAUAAAAGCAAUAAAAAUAUUUCCUUAA
Hemibagrus wyckioides is the source of this 889-nucleotide messenger RNA. RefSeq names its product chemokine (C-C motif) ligand 25b (gene ccl25b). The record is from RefSeq and is a predicted model, not a curated record. NCBI's taxonomy places the organism in Eukaryota, Metazoa, Chordata, Actinopteri, Siluriformes, Bagridae. Gene Ontology annotation, biological process: inflammatory response; cellular response to interleukin-1; G protein-coupled receptor signaling pathway. The transcript is spliced from 3 exons. The coding region runs from base 22 to 312 and encodes 96 amino acids. Gene Ontology annotation, molecular function: chemokine activity; CCR chemokine receptor binding. Gene Ontology annotation, cellular component: extracellular region.